Cucurbitaria berberidis CBS 394.84 is the source of this 2618-nucleotide messenger RNA. RefSeq lists its product as uncharacterized. Lineage: Eukaryota; Fungi; Ascomycota; Dothideomycetes; Pleosporales; Cucurbitariaceae. The record is from RefSeq and is a predicted model, not a curated record. The coding region runs from base 152 to 2209 and encodes 685 amino acids. The transcript is spliced from 3 exons.
ACCCUUUGACAUCAGCCCACGUAUGCGCCCGAUAAGACCCACAAAAGAUGUGACUAUCUUUCGACAAUGAAAGCCACGAGCAAGCAUUUCUACAAAAUCCCUAUAGAGAUGCAAAAAUCAUCGCUCGUGACUCGAGAUAUAUUGCCAUGCAAUGUCAUUCCCACUGAACUACGCAGACGUGCAGCCUCUCGCUCAGGCUGCGCAGGGCGAGCAACAGACAAGAUCGAACCAAGAACUGAUCUUCGACACUCGAAAACAGCUGCAAGACUUGUCAAAAGCUCAGGAGAAAUUGGCAAAAGCCCGAGAACGAGUACUCAUUCAACGAGAGAACGUCAGAGCAUCUGCACAAAAGAUUCGAGAGAAGCGGGUUAUAGCUGGCGAUGCCGAGGCAGUUUUCAUGAAUUCUGUCCGCCAGUAUGCGAAUCAAAACAACGGCAACGUGUUAGCAAUCGUGACAGAUCAUACACAUGUCGAAAUGGCACGAAAUGAACUUGGGGUUUUAGAGGCGGACCAUCUCCAGGCUGAAGGCGCCCUCACCGGUGCUGAGUGGAACUUCAUGGUUAUGGAAAAUGAGUUUUACCAGUUUGAUAUCCAGGAGCUCAUUUCUCAGAUGAUCGACCUCCAACCCCCUAGUACGGCUACGGCAAAUCCACUCCAUAUGCCUCCUCCUCCUCCGCCACCACCGCCCCCAAAUUUCAUUCCUUCUUUUCAACCUUUCUCACCCCAGUAUCCACUUCCUCCUCCUCCGUCUCAUCCACCAACGCUGUCGUCACCAACAUACGACCAGUUGCCAUCGAUAAAUAGAGAUCACGAUGCGGCUGUUGCUGAGCUUGAUGAACUGAGGAAGGAGUUCGAUAUCUUGCGUCACGAGCAAGCUAGACGCAUCGAUGCAAGAAGUGGUGGUAUACUGUCCAAGGAUGGAGAAACACUCGAGGAUGCGUCUCCUUCCGAUUUUGAGGCCGUGUAUUUUGACGUUCUGGGGAGGAUGGCCCACCGCGAAGUUGACGCACAACGGCUAAAGGAAGAUUUGGUGCAGCAUGAGCUCGAGGCAUCAGCUAUACGAAGACGCAACUCUGAUUCAUAUGAUAUCCAAAAGCAAAUACCGUUUACCUCGUACCCUAUGACACGGGCCUUAACCGAAAGUGCAAUCCCGAUACUAUCUGGAGAUCCCUCGGUGAGGCAAAGGAUACAAGACUGGCUUCUGAAAGAUCUAAAGGAGAACGCUGUGUAUAGGAAUCUCUAUCUGAACACGCUCCAUAGUGUUGGGAUCCAAGCUGAAAACGAUGGAUUGCUUGAAGACUGGGCAGCGAGAAAUUGGGGUGCUGAUAGCUCAGGUGCACAUAUGCAGGAUGAGAUCGAAGACAUACCCACCGAAACCCGACCUGCUGGUUAUAUAGACAACCUCGAGUGUGGAAGAGUACUGGAAACUUACAUUUUCGGCCGAACAGAGGGAUGCGACGACGGAACUCAUGCAAUCACUGAGGAACCGUGUUAUAUUCCUUUGCCUCUAUCUUCCAAAACGACUUCCGAAGAUGCCACCGAAACUGAAGAUCAUAAUGCCACCCCCCUCAUUGUUGGCUCGGCGGUUUCCGACCUACAUGUCUCAACCGAUGACAAGUUCGCAGCAGAAUUAUCGAAAUUUCGACCAGAAACAUUUGAAAUAUCUUCCCACCCACAAUCGGCAAUACGCAAAGACAGCCAUCAUGGUUAUGAUACAAUUGAUUGUCAAUUACCAGAUGCUAGCAAUUACGACGAAUACCACAACCUUGACAAGGACAGAGUGCACCCUCGGGAUAUACCAAGAGGGCCAGAGACCUACGAUGGAGCAGAAAUACCGACCAUCACUGUCACGGAGCCACAAAAGAUUCCAUUCAUCGAAAACGCGCACUUGGAAACUAGGGAAACUCCACCACAAACCGCAGUUUUCAUGUCAGCUCGCCAUUCAACACAAGUUAAGAACACAGGAACAGACUUCGAACCCGCUUGUAUCCACGAAAUUCGCGUGAACGUAACUCCAGUAAUACCUCGUUCAAUAUCUCUACGUAGCGAACGGUCCAGAAGUUCUCGUACUCGAGUCCGUGAACUCCUUUUCAAGAAGCGACAGCGUAGUCAGAGCACAGGUGCAACGCUCGGUGCUAAUGACACGAUGUACACUUGGGAGCAUCGAAGACGGGAUGUCCAGCUCGGAGAAGCUUUUCGGGGGCUAUAAGUUCUGCUGUGGAAGGAGGAAGUCAGUUUAAGACAGCGCUUGGCUUUUAACACUCGAGUCAGUUACCCCAAAGGCCCCCAGGUCCGCGCUGCUGGCAUUAGUGAGUAUUCACUUAGUUUUGUCCUAGUGUCAUCGGGAUACUUUGAACCGGAAGUAUACUCAUUCAGAGUUAUGACGUAUCCUUAUUGGAGACUUUUUCCUUUUCGUACGCCCGUGUUCUCAAAGAUUUGGCAUUUCAUCACAGCAAUUUUGACGCACGGAGUUUCAAAUCAACAUUUGCUUAUAUAGCAUGGGGUACAUCUUGGGGUGAUCAUUUGGUGUUUGGGGUCUACAUUGAUACUGUUUUAUUAGGUUGUUCAGACAACUCUCAGAGCAGCUUUUAAAUAUUUAUUCUAGAUUUAGUGUAACG